Lodderomyces jiufengensis is the source of this 1119-nucleotide messenger RNA. RefSeq names its product saccharopine dehydrogenase (NAD+, L-lysine-forming) (gene LYS1). The coding region runs from base 1 to 1119 and encodes 372 amino acids. Lineage: Eukaryota; Fungi; Ascomycota; Pichiomycetes; Serinales; Debaryomycetaceae. Gene Ontology annotation, cellular component: cytoplasm. The transcript has a single exon. The record is from RefSeq and is a predicted model, not a curated record. Gene Ontology annotation, molecular function: saccharopine dehydrogenase (NAD+, L-lysine-forming) activity.
AUGAGUUCAAAUCCGGUAACUCUUCAUUUAAGAGCAGAAACAAAACCAUUAGAAGCUAGAGCAGCAUUAACUCCAACAACAACUAAACAAUUAAUUGAUUCAGGUUUUAAAGUAUAUGUUGAGAAAAGUUCACAGUCAACUUUUGACAUUGAAGAAUAUGAAAAAGCAGGAGCAGAGAUAGUACCUGAAGGUUCAUGGGUUGAUGCACCAAAAGAUCGAAUUAUUUUUGGAUUAAAAGAAUUACCAGAAACUGAUACUUUUCCUUUAAUACAUGAACAUAUUCAAUUUGCUCAUUGUUAUAAAGAUCAAGGUGGUUGGGAAAAAGUAUUAAAAAGAUUUCCAGAUGGAAAAGGUACUUUAUAUGAUUUGGAAUUCUUGGAAAAUGAUCAAGGUAGAAGAGUUGCUGCUUUUGGGUUUUAUGCUGGUUUUACUGGAGCUGCUAUUGGUGUUUUAGAUUGGGCUUUUAAACAAACUCACUCCCCAAAUGAAAAUUUACCAGGUGUUUCUCCAUACCCAAACGAAGAUGAAUUAAUUUCAUAUGUUAAAUCUGAAUUAUCAAAAGCUUUGGAAAAAACAGGUGGAAAAUAUCCAACAACUUUAGUUAUUGGUGCUUUAGGUAGAUGUGGUUCAGGAGCUAUUGAUUUUUUUAAAAAAGUAGGUAUACCAGAUUCAAAUAUUGCUAAAUGGGAUAUAGCAGAAACUUCAAAAGGUGGACCUUUCAAAGAAAUAGUAGAUACUAAUAUUUUUAUUAAUUGUAUUUAUUUAUCUGCAAAAAUCCCACCUUUCAUUAAUUUGGAAUCUUUGAAUGUUGAUGAUAGAAAAUUAACAACUAUAGUUGAUGUAAGUGCAGAUACAACAAAUCCUCAUAAUCCAAUCCCAGUAUAUGUUAUUGCAACAACAUUUGAUAAUCCAACUGUUGAAGUUUCAGGGUUAACUAAAGGUCCAAAAUUAUCAGUAUGUUCAAUUGAUCAUUUACCAAGUUUAUUACCAAGAGAAGCUUCUGAAUUUUUUUCAAAAGAUUUAAUGCCAAGUUUAUUACAAUUACCUGAAAGAGCCACUGCUCCAGUUUGGGUAAGAGCUAAAGAAUUAUUUGAUAAACAUGUUGCAAGAUUAAGUUAG